AUGCACCUGCAGGGUGGGUGUGGUGGCAGUCCAGAUACUCCAGGGAUCGGCCGAGGGAUGGACAGGGCGGCAGUGCUGGAACCAGGGCAGCGCAGCUCACAAAAGUAUCUUCUCAAGAACUGCCGUGGAGACACCGUUGAGGCGGGAAAAGACGAUCUUCGGCCGGUAUUGAAGGCAACGGCAACGGGAGCUGGGGAGAUGGCAAAAGUGUGUGGGAGGAGGCGGGGGGUGAGCAACAAAGAAGGCCACGAAGACGAAAGCCGCGAAAGGACGACCGACAUGCCCUUCCGGCUGGGAACAUGGCCCAUGACCAAGGAAUGA
Sporothrix schenckii 1099-18 is the source of this 321-nucleotide messenger RNA. RefSeq lists its product as uncharacterized. Bases 1 to 321 code for a protein of 106 amino acids. Lineage: Eukaryota; Fungi; Ascomycota; Sordariomycetes; Ophiostomatales; Ophiostomataceae. The transcript has 2 exons. The record is from RefSeq and is a predicted model, not a curated record.